AUGGACAAUUUGGCAUGCUUAACAGAUCCUGAGCUGCUAGUCGAUGUCGUAGAGCUCCUAGUGUUGGAGGCAGUUGAGGUUCCAGUUGCUGAGCUGAUUGACUUGCUGGCUGCAGUUGCAUUUGCAUUGGAAUUACACCAAACUUGUCCCGCUUCGGAGGCCGCGGUGAUGACAGAAGCUGAGGAGCAGCAACCUUUCAUGAUCGCGGAGGAAUUCGAAUACGCUAUUGGCAUGGCGCAUGCAGCGUUAUGA
Penicillium subrubescens is the source of this 252-nucleotide messenger RNA. RefSeq lists its product as uncharacterized. Lineage: Eukaryota; Fungi; Ascomycota; Eurotiomycetes; Eurotiales; Aspergillaceae. Bases 1 to 252 code for a protein of 83 amino acids. The record is from RefSeq and is a predicted model, not a curated record. The transcript has 2 exons.